This is a messenger RNA of Nematostella vectensis (starlet sea anemone), 2911 nucleotides long. Its product is annotated as b(0,+)-type amino acid transporter 1. Gene Ontology annotation, biological process: amino acid transmembrane transport. Gene Ontology annotation, cellular component: membrane. Lineage: Eukaryota; Metazoa; Cnidaria; Anthozoa; Actiniaria; Edwardsiidae. The transcript has 10 exons. The record is from RefSeq and is a predicted model, not a curated record. The coding region runs from base 637 to 2136 and encodes 499 amino acids. Gene Ontology annotation, molecular function: L-amino acid transmembrane transporter activity.
UCAAAGAUUUUAUUUUCAUUUUAUGUUAAAGAGUAGAAGAUUACCGUACACUGAUAUUACAUUUCAUGCCAACGUGUCUUUUAAUGUUUGUAUUGGUAAAAUGUUUUACAUCUCUAUGUUAGUCUUCCCUCCUUUCACUUCACCUCUCCUACUCGUAUUUCUACCUGCCAUCUCCUUCGUGACAAAAAGUGUGAUUCAAAUCGCCUUCCAGAUUGCAUCAGACAAAUUGCGUGACAUGCAAAGAGAGAGCUAGAAAAAGCCUGAAACAUCUGUAAAAUACAUUUCUCAACACGGAUUAUACCCUUCUCAGCGAGGAGGUUUCCGGACUUCCAUUCUAAAGUAUCAAAUGUUUGAGACUUUGUGCAGAAGGAUAGAUUUCUUUCCCGCCACGACCUUAGCACGUGCUUGGCGUGAAUUUCUGACCCGAGAAUCCGUUAUUUCCAGCGCUCUGAUUGGCUGGCGCAAAUGAAUAGUCCAAUAACAACUUUCGGUGCUCACGUUGUAGUAAUAUUGGCCUUUAUCUGUACUACAUCGACUUUUGUGUGCCGGUUAAGGCAUUUCCCCGGCUAAUAUAGCCUUGUUAAGCUCUUGAAAUUCGCCCUAGGUUAGCCAAGAGCAACUGGGAAAGCCACGAAGAUGAGCGAAAGCCCGGAUAACGAUGUUCACAACACUUCGAACACCCCGCUCAAACCUUCGGAGGAAGCCGACCCCGAAGCACCGAAAGUCCAAAUCCAGUCGAAAGUCGGCCUUGAAAAGCGAGUUACUCUGCUCAGUGGUAUAUCAUUCAUCGUGGGGACCGUAAUAGGGUCAGGAAUAUUCAUUUCACCCACCGGAAUCCUCGGCACAACUCAAUCUAUCGGACUUUCAUUGAUGGUUUGGUUUGGAUGUGGAUUCCUCGCUUUGCUUGCCUGCCUUUGCUAUACUGAGUUAGGGACGGCUGUACAGAAAUCCGGGGCCGAAUAUGCCUAUCUUAUGGAAGCUUUUGGUCCAAUCCCGGCCUUUCUGUUCGCCUGGACAGGGAUAAUCAUCAAUAGACCUGCCAUCACUGCAAUCGUGUCGUUGAUUUUCGCCGAGUACGUUGCUAAGCCUUUCUUCCCAGAAUGUGCCCCUCCGCCAGCGGUUGUGAAACUUCUUGGACUGGCUUGUAUUGUAACUGUGACUGGAAUUAACUGUUGGAGUGUGCGUUGGGCCACACGAGUACAAAGAAUCUUCACCUAUGCUAAACUGCUGUGCAUUGCUAUGCUGGUUAUCAUAGGGGUGGUUGAACUAUGCAAAGGAAAAACAGAAAAUCUACAAAAUGCAUUUGAGGGUUCUGAGACUGAUCCAGCCAAAAUAGGCUUUGCAUUCUACAUUGGACUGUGGGCCUAUGAUGGAUGGAAUUCACUUAAUUAUUGUACAGAAGAGAUGAAGGACCCUGCCAGAGAUAUGCCUAAAGCAAUUAUCAUCGGCAUUUCAAUCAUCACUGGGUGUUAUCUCAUGGUGAAUAUUGCCUACAUAACCGUCCUGGGCGGAGCUGGUAUUCUCGCGUCAGAGGCAGUGGCUGUCAGCAUUGGUGAUGUCUAUCUUGGCCCAAUGAAAUGGAUCAUCCCCGUGUUUGUAGCUGCUUCUACAUUUGGCACCGUCAAUGGUGUAGCCUUUACUAGUGGAAGGUUGACAUAUACCGCUGCCCGUGAUGGCCUAUUACCGUCCAUGCUUGCCAUGAUUCAAGUGAAGCGCUUGACUCCUCUUCCCUCCAUGCUUCUCACGAGCACUAUUGCCAUCUGCAUGUUAUUGCCACCUGGCAGUAAUUUCAUGAGUCUUGUGGGAUUCUUCAGUUUUGCUGCCUGGUUGUUCUAUGGUGGUUCAUUUGCAGCUUUGCUGUGGUUGAGGUACAAGAAACCGGAAAUGCCUCGCCCUUAUAGGGUGCCUAUCGUUAUCCCAAUCUUCAUGCUGCUUGCGUCCAUGUAUCUGUGUAUCGCACCAUUCGUGGCCAAGCCUAUCGGUUCAACUAUUGCCUGUCUGAUUAUCCUUGCCGGUCUGCCAUUCUAUUUCUUCUUCAAGUCGCCCUAUGUCCCAAAGUGGUUUAGACGGUACUUUGAAUCCUUCACUUAUGGAUCCCAAAAGUUGUUCAACAUCGCUUUAGCAGAUGAGGAUUGAGAGCUUACAGUAACCUUGGAAACUAGAAAGAACAAACAGCAAAAUCCAGGCUUGCUGUGAGCAUAGUCAGGAUUAUGCAGUCUAAGAUUUGAUAAUUCUUCAAUCAGAAAACGUCGAGCGGUGGAUGCACAUGGUGGAUUGGUGUACACUGCUGAUAAGUGAAACACAACACAAAGAGCUGCCAUAGAUAGUGUUGUCAUAACGUUUUAUCAGGUUUGUUUUUGUGUAGGAUAUUAUCAAGGGUUUUUAAGGACAUGAACGAUUGGAGACAUUUCCAUUGAUAGAAAUUCCAUAACCAAUAGAGGAAGGAUUUUUCCUAGGAGAACACAAUACAUAAUAGCAUUUUUAAUGCUUUAAAAAAAAAGCGUUAAGAUUUUAAGUUGAAUUUCAAGCAAAUGCUGUUGUUAUUCACUAAUUAAUUUUAUUCAUUCCAAAUGGACAUGCAACUGUAGCUUGUUGGUAAAAGAUUACAUACAUGGCGGACAAUUGCCUGGUCAUUUAAUAAUACGCAAUUAUGUUUGCACAUCGGAAUUUGUUAGAUAUAAUUAAAGUAAACGUAAAUUGAUUUGCUACUUGAUAUUUAUUUUCAGCACUGCAUGAAGAUUAUUGUAAUUUAUAGCAUUAUAAAUGUAAAUUGAUUGAAAAUCUGUAUGAUAAAGAAUCGUAGUAAAAAUAAGACCUCUCACUUGUCAGCGUACGAAGCAGUGAUAAGUAUAUCGUGCGUAUAGAUGAUUUCAUAUAGAAGUAAAGAUGAUCAUUGCAUGAAAAGUCCAAA